GGAGGAGGUGGAGGAGGAGGAGGAAGAUCAGGAGGAGGAAGAAGAGGAAAAAAGAGAAAAAGAAGAAAUAUCACAGAAAAAAAAAAAAAAACCUCUUCGUUGUCUUGCCUGGGCUCUUUUUUUUUUCCCCCUAAAAAUAACAUAUUGGAGAAUUGGGAGAAGUCUUUUUGGUUUGGAAAAAAAAAAAAGGAAUCUUCAGCCUAGAUCACUUUCUUAUCCGGACUGGGAUAUUAAAUAUACGACACAUCCAGGAGUUUAUUGGAGCGCAGACUGAUGGCGCAAAGGUACGAUGAGCUGCCCCAUUACGGCGGGAUGGACGGAGUAGGGGUGCCUGCUUCCAUGUACGGAGACCCUCAUGCGCCGCGGCCGAUUCCCCCGGUUCACCACCUGAACCACGGGCCGCCGCUCCACGCCACGCAGCACUACGGCGCGCACGCCCCGCACCCCAAUGUCAUGCCGGCCAGCAUGGGAUCCGCUGUCAACGACGCCUUGAAGCGGGACAAGGACGCGAUCUAUGGGCACCCGUUGUUUCCUCUGUUAGCUCUGGUCUUUGAGAAGUGCGAGCUGGCGACCUGCACUCCCCGGGAACCCGGAGUGGCCGGCGGAGACGUCUGCUCCUCCGACUCCUUCAAUGAGGACAUCGCGGUCUUCGCCAAGCAGGUUCGCGCUGAAAAGCCACUUUUUUCCUCAAAUCCAGAGCUGGACAAUUUGAUGAUACAAGCAAUACAAGUACUAAGGUUUCACCUUUUGGAGUUAGAAAAGGUCCACGAACUGUGUGAUAACUUCUGCCAUCGGUACAUUAGCUGUUUGAAGGGGAAAAUGCCCAUCGACCUUGUCAUUGAUGAAAGAGACGGCAGCUCCAAGUCAGAUCACGAAGAACUUUCAGGCUCCUCUACAAAUCUCGCUGACCAUAAUCCUGCAUCCUGGCGAGAUCACGAUGAUGCAACCUCCACCCACUCAGCAGGCACCCCGGGGCCCUCCAGUGGGGGCCAUGCUUCACAGAGUGGAGACAACAGCAGUGAACAAGGGGAUGGUUUAGACAACAGUGUAGCUUCACCUGGCACAGGUGACGAUGAUGAUCCAGACAAGGACAAAAAACGCCAGAAGAAAAGAGGCAUUUUCCCCAAAGUAGCAACAAAUAUCAUGAGAGCCUGGCUCUUCCAGCAUCUCACACCCUUCUCGGCCGAAGAGAGAUUUCCACCGUGGCUUUCCAAGCAAACAUCUCCAUGUAUUCGCAGUCCCUCAGUAAUCAAAGUCAACAUCCCAGAACAGCCGAACCUGAGAGAAUUCAGCUGCUCUGUUUGCAAAGGAGGAAACUGAGACCCAGAAAGGGAAGUGAUUAACUCAAGGUCAAGCUGCGACAAGGACCCAACCUUCCCUGUCCCCAGCACUGUGCCUUUUCCACCACAUUAUGAUGACUUUGCUGAAACCCUUAUCCUCUUUCCCUGUGGCCUGUAAACCUCACGCAGCCUCCACCACCAAUACGCUCGGCGUCACGGUGGGAGAUAGGGAGAAGCCAAGUGCCAUUUUCUGUAUUUGCUUUUAAAGCUUCCUGUUCCCCCAGUCUCUCUGAGUAGAGAAGACUUUCUUUGCACCUUUCUCUUCAAGCCGACUCUCUCCUUCACCGGCCGUAUUCUGGGCCUUGAGUCUCCAGUGUCAGUGUCCGGAGCCCUUUCUGGACCUCCCACCUUGUCCUGUCGGUACCUUAUCUCCCACCUCCCUGCCCUGGGCUGAACCCACCGUGCACUGUGGCCACUGGUGAAAAAUUGUGGGUGGCCAGUGAUUGCUGGGCACUCCUUGUGGCUUUGCUGUGCAGGGGGCUACAAACCAACCACAGCACUUUGUCUCCGCCCUGAGAGUGCUUUCAAUCUGGUUAAAGGAACUCGAGACUUGGUGCAGAAUUGUACGGCCAGCUGAAAAUUUUCAUGAAUGCCUGUCCUUGGAGUGGGGAGAGAAGAAUCAAAGAACCUCAGCCAGGCAGUCGGGAAACCGGCCUUUUGAGGUCAGCACGCCCCUGUAACCGGCUGAACCACAGUUAAGCCCAUUAAGUUCUCUGGACCUUCCGUUGUCCCAUUUUUCAAACGAGAGGGACACAGUGCAGGGUCUCCACACUGCAGGGUCCUUUCCUGCACCCAUAGCGCUGGGUUCGCCUCAGGAGCACGUAGCCAGAGCCCCGUUCUGUCCCAGCCUCUGGUCAUCCUUGCCUCCCUGUCCCCCUUUCCUUUUUAGUCUCCGCUAAGUGCUUUAUUUUUCUCCUCCCCAUGACCUUCUUUCACAACAUGCCCCUUUCAUUACUUUCUCCCACUGGCUUUGUCUCCCAGUCUUUCCCUCUGCUCCCCUCCCUUGCCCUUUCUACACCUCCCUUGUAUCAUGAGGAAAUUCUCCUCAGCUGGCUUUCUCUUUGAAAAAAAAAAUUUUUCCCUCUUCAUCCAGAUUUCACCCCAACUGCAGAGAAGAGGUUCAGUCACUUUGAUGAGGAUGGUCCUGUAAAACUUUUACUUUCCAAUCUUUAAUGAGCUGAAAGAUUUACUCAGCUAUAAUUCUGAGCUCAGAAACCAAGAAUAGAGACCCCUAACUAGCGACAUGUUAAUUUAGACUUUUCUUACGUGCACUAACAGGCAUGAGGAAGUCCUUGGAAAUAGAGAUGCCCACUAUAUUUUUCUGUCACUUAAUUAAUUUCAACUUUCAAAGUGAAAUGUUGGCUCUAGCUCACUGAAAAUAGAUGUAGUCUAAAUUAUUAUUUCAUGUAAAUUUCUUCACAAAUGCAUGAUUCAGUGUGCAUUCCUCCAUUCUUAGUCUCUUUAACAUUAUUUCAAACUGGUUUGUUCCCUUUUGUGCAGUAUGACCUGUUCUUGUAUUACAAUAAUCCCCGAUGUACCCUUUUUUCUUUCUUUUUUUUAAAAAGAAGCUAAUUGAAUUAUCUCAUUAUUUUAAUUUGUUAAGCAAAUGUAUUUUGCAUCUCAGGAUGUGUUCUUAAAGAAGGGGGCUGCUGAGGCUUUGCCCCCUGAAUGGGCCAUUGGCCCAUUUUGACAUUCAUGCAUUCAUUAACUAGCAGAACAUAAAAGAACUCUGGUUGUAUUUUUUUUUCCAAACACCCAACCAGCAUGGAGCAACUUUUUCCAAUAAGCCACAGGGGUCUCUCUACAUAUGUUCUCAACUGCAAGCUAUUGUCACCUAUUCUGAAUACCUCAAAAGGCUCAGAGAAAAAAGAAGCCCACCUCAACAAAGGCCAACUGUAGCAAUUGUUAAGCCUUAGUCUCAAUAUGACAAAAAUCAUUAACCUUCAGUUUUCUUGGAAGAACGAGUCCCACUACAACUGUAACAGUUAAAACAGUCUCAAAUUCCUGUGCACCACCAACUUUAGGGGAAAAGGUAAUUCGCUUGCAGCUGAUUGAUUAUAUUGAAGGAGAUAGUUAAACUAAAUCCAAAGUGGCAUUUAAACAAACCAAACUAUUGGAUGAAUUGAGGAAUAUCCGUAUUCAGAGUUAAGCACUUUGAAUUUAAAUUUAAUCUGAGGCUAGAUAAUUCAUUUCUGGUUUCUGACUACCAAUUUCCAAAGUGUCUUUUAAAAAUCCCCUUUAAAAAGCUCAUAAUAACUUAAAAAAAAUA
This is a messenger RNA of Mirounga angustirostris (Northern elephant seal), 3609 nucleotides long. RefSeq names its product Meis homeobox 2 (gene MEIS2). Lineage: Eukaryota; Metazoa; Chordata; Mammalia; Carnivora; Phocidae. Gene Ontology annotation, molecular function: RNA polymerase II cis-regulatory region sequence-specific DNA binding; DNA-binding transcription activator activity, RNA polymerase II-specific. The coding region runs from base 274 to 1320 and encodes 348 amino acids. The transcript has 9 exons. The record is from RefSeq and is a predicted model, not a curated record. Gene Ontology annotation, biological process: positive regulation of transcription by RNA polymerase II; positive regulation of cell population proliferation; embryonic pattern specification.